This is a messenger RNA of Cetraspora pellucida, 3281 nucleotides long. The record is from the annotation of a GenBank genome assembly. Lineage: Eukaryota; Fungi; Glomeromycota; Glomeromycetes; Diversisporales; Gigasporaceae.
AUUGGCGUUCAAGAGUCGAACUGAUUCAAGAUUUUGAGUUCCCAGAGGCAUCUAUUCGAGUGAAAACCACUAGAGAUGGACGUUUUGUAAUGGCCACAGGCGUUUAUAAACCUCAGAUUCGGGUGUUUGAAUAUGCUGAAAUGGCGAUGAAAUUUGAUCGCCAUACAGACUCGGAAAACAUUAACUUUGUGAUAUUAUCUGACGAUUGGACAAAAUCGGUGUUACUACAAAAUGACAGAACGAUUGAAUUCCAUACUCAAGGCGGUAUAUAUUAUAAAACAAGAAUACCAAAGUUUGGUAGAGACUUGGCUUAUCAUUAUCCCACGUGCGAUCUUCUAAUUACUGCUGCAUCAUAUGAAGUAUAUCGAUUAAACUUAAAUCAAGGGCGAUUUUUAAAUCCUAUAUCUACUGAUGCCACAUCCGGUGUUAAUGUUUGUAUAAUAAAUCCUGCUCAUCAACUUUUUGGGUUUGGAACACAAGAUGGUGUUGUAGAAUUUUGGGAUCCUCGAUCACGAUCUCGUGUUGGAUUGUUAGCACCUUCUUCUCCAGUAGAAGAUUCUAAUGAGCAGGGAUUUCAAGUUACGGCAAUGGCAUACAGACAUGAUGGACUUUCUUUGGCAGUAGGAACUUCAACGGGUCAUAUAUUAUUAUAUGAUCUAAGAAGUUCUUCACCAUGGUUAGUCAAAGAUCAUCAAUAUGGUUACCCGAUAAAAACCAUAAAUUGGUAUGAUAAUGCUACAGGUGACGGAGGUCGAGGAAAAGUAAUUAGUGCAGAUUGCAAAAUUAUGAAAAUAUGGGAUCGAGAAAAUGGUGCUCAUUUUACCUCGGUGGAGCCUAACACAGAUAUCAAUGAUGUGUGUGUCGUGCCCGAUUCAGGAUUAAUUUUUAUGGCUAAUGAAGGUAUACAAAUUGGUGCAUAUUAUGUACCUUCAUUGGGCCCUGCACCAAGAUGGUGCUCAUUUUUGGACAACUUAACAGAAGAAAUGGAAGAAAAUCCACAACCAAAUAUUUAUGAUGACUAUAAGUUUGUUACGAGAAAAGAACUGUCAAACCUCGGUAUGGAUCAUUUGAUUGGAACUAACGUCAUGAAACCGUACAUGCAUGGGUUUUUCGUUGAUUUGCGAUUAUACGAACAAGCAAAACUUAUAUCAAAUCCAUUCGCUUAUGCGGAAUAUCGAGAAAAAGUUAUUAAAGAGAAAUUAGAAGCGAAACGCGAGUCACGUAUACGUGCAACUAAACAAUUGCCUAAAGUUAACAAAGAUUUAGCAAAUCGAUUGUUACAUUCAUCUGAGAAAAAGAAGAAAGGAGGCCAGGACGCGACAAACCUUCUCCAAGACAAAAGAUUUAUCGAACUAUUCACCAACCCAGAAUAUGAAGUUGAUAAGAACACUACAGAAUACCAAAUGUCCCAUCCUACUGGUUUCACAGUAUGUUUACAAGAGACAAUAGCACUAUUAUUGUCAUUACAUAAGAACACGCAUGACAUAACAGCUUGUUUUAUUUGUGCACACGCUUGUAUCACUAAGAAAACUGGUGAGACCAUUUUUGGUGAACAUUCCGCAGCCUCCACACAAAUGGCACCCACGAAACUUCAAGAUACUGAAGUAGAACGCCAUGUUGAUGGCAAAAAUAAUUCAGGGAUUGCAACUGUGCCAGGACUUAACAUUGCAGCGGCGAAGACCACAGUCGCCGUUACUAGUGUACUUCCCAAAAUCGACGACGAUCAUGCUGCUCAACAUGGAAAUUUGCAUAUAGCAAAAAAUUUGAUCGAAAAUGGUCGAGUUAAGGCAACAGACCGAGACACACAGAAUGUUACCCCUUUGCAUUGGGCGGCUAUCAAUAAUCAUGUGGUAAUGGCGAAAUAUUUAAUUGAUAAUGGAGCUGAAGUAGAUGCUCGUGGUGGUGAACUGGACGCUACUCCAUUGCAUUGGGCAGCAAGGAGUGGCCAUCUAUCAAUUGUAACUCUUUUAGUUAACCACGGAGCUGAUCCUAGUAUUCGAGAUUCUCAAGGAUUUAAUGGGCUGCAUAUUGCUACGCAUUCUUCUAACACUAUGCUAGUAUUAUAUCUCAUAUAUCAUGAUAUGGACAUUGAUACUCCAGAUGUUUUACAACAUACGCCUUUAAUGUGGGCUGCUUAUCAAGGAGAUCCACAAACUGUAGAGUUAUUAAUUAACUUGGGUGCAUCAGUAUCCAAAACUGAUGCUUCGCAAUUUACUCCCUUGCAUUGGGCAAUGAUUAAAGGAAACCCGUUAUGUCUAAGAAAGCUAAUAGAGGCUGGUGCGAAUAUAAAUGCAAAAGAGGAUAGUGGGAAGACUCCUUCGGAUAUUGCACGAGAGAUGAAGGCUGAUAGGGUAUGGGAAAGGGCGUUACAUGAAUCAGGAAUAAAAGGAGACAGGAAGAUGAAGUCGUAUAUUUUUGGAAAGCGUAUUACUUUUGCUAUUAUAUAUCUCCUCCCAUUCUUUCUUAUAUUUGCAAUAUUAAAAACUUUAGUUUAUUAUCCCUGGUACAUUGGGUUGCCUAUAUCUCUAUUGGAAUUUUCAACAUGCUACGUGUUAAUAGUAAAAAUUCUCAUAAGAGCACAAACACCAGAUGCUAUGAUUCGAACACCUUAUCUUACGGGCUUAUUUCAAGCAAGCGCUUUUUGGGUUGGCUUCACAUGGGUUUACAAAUUAUUACUUGAUUUUAUAAUUUCCACACCUCCAUAUAUACCAAAUUCAUCAGACUCAUGUUUUUUGAAUGAUACUCUAUGCGGAUUUUUCCAUUAUGAUAUGUGGACUGCAUCCAUAGCUAUUUGGAUUGGAUUAAAUCUUAUCUGGAUAGUAGGAUUAAUAUUCACGCAAGGGUAUCAAAUUGCUAAAGCUAAAACUACUAACGAAAUGGCCAAUUAUCAUCGAUACUCUUAUUUUGGGAAUUAUAAUAAUAUAAAUGUCCGAGAGCAGAUUAUGGCAACAUUAGCAGCUGCACCUAAAAAUAAUUUUGGGAAUGGUGAUCACAGACUUGGUAUGAGAUAUAGUAGUCUUGGUUCUCAACAUACAGCUGCAUCCCUGAGAAUGUUUAGUGGAAGAGGGACAACACGUCGAAAACAUCUUAAUGACCGUACAAAUGGAAAUCCCUUUGAUUUUGGAUGUUGGAAUAAUUGUGUGGAUUUCUGGUCACAAGGACAUGGUGGAAUGAUGCAAAAGAUAGAUUGGCGCGAACUGUAUGAUGUUCCAUUUGAAAGGUAUGGUAAUUUAAAACCAAGAAAUGGUUAUGUAGAUAUAAGGGACGAUGAAGUUGUUUAA